UAUGGAUCCAUUUCUUGGGUGAAAGAUGGCUUUUGAAAUUGAUGCUUCUCAUUUCAGGUACAUAUGUUAUUAACACUACAAUAUUACCCGCGCUUGGCUAUCCAUCGAAUCAACAAGCAGCUGAUGAAGCUGAGAAAUUUCUCGUCUCAUCUUUGUCAGAGAUAGAGUCCUUUUGGUUGAAGGGUGAUGGUCCAUUUUUGCUGGGUGGGAAUCAACCCUCCAUAGCUGAUCUUAGCCUUGUUUGUGAGCUAAUGCAACUUGAGGUUUUGAAUGAGAAGUAUCGUUAUAGGUUAUUGGGUCCAUACAAGAAAGUUCAGCGGUGGAUUAAGCAUACAAGAUAUGCUAUUAGUCCUCACUUUGGCGACGUGCAUAAGAACCUCAUGAAUGUCAAAGAAAAACUUAAAAAUAAGCCGUUAAUGGAAGCAAAUCAUGGAGGUGUGUCUGUCAGCGAACAGUGGUGGCGUGCAAGAAUGUGACGUGAAAAAAAACUGAAUAAACAUAAAACAUUUAGACCAGAUGGUUUAUGAUUUAUACAAUGAAUCAUGUAGUUAGAUGUUUGUCAACUGUACAAUUGUAACAGGUUCUCCCCAGCUCUUGUGUUGUCUUGGUAUGAACAAAUUGGAAAUGAUGGGAAUAA
Messenger RNA from Gossypium arboreum, 637 nucleotides. RefSeq names its product glutathione S-transferase T1-like. The record is from RefSeq and is a predicted model, not a curated record. The transcript is spliced from 2 exons. Lineage: Eukaryota; Viridiplantae; Streptophyta; Magnoliopsida; Malvales; Malvaceae. Bases 42 to 476 code for a protein of 144 amino acids.